Molecule: messenger RNA, 1470 nt
Organism: Volvox carteri f. nagariensis
Lineage: Eukaryota; Viridiplantae; Chlorophyta; Chlorophyceae; Chlamydomonadales; Volvocaceae
Exons: 4
Coding region: 1-1470 (489 amino acids)
Source: RefSeq, a predicted model, not a curated record
AUGAACGGCCGGAAAGGGGAGAUCCUCAAUUGUGUGAUGGCGGCCCGUCGAGUCAUUCACCCGAGCGAGGGGCAGGAGGGCGUGAGAGCAGAGACAUCGCAUUGGAAGGUCGUGAGAGACGCGUGGUUAGAGGGGCUGCUGGUGGCGCAUGCCGCAGGCAUUCUGGACCUUGAUGGCACGUUCUUGGCUGUGAAGUGCGGAAACGCACCAUUAGGUGAGUCAUGGAGUGGGAUGGCCACAGCAACCCUGAGGCUGGUGUUUGGCUUACCGCCCCUUCCCGACUGGGAAUGUCAGGAGUACCCAGCAAUGGCAAGACAACGUGAGAACAGCAACUCAUACCCGGCGGCAACCGGCAACCUCAGCUGGGACAAUAUGGGCAUACUGUUCACUCAGAAAGGCGCCCCACACAUGGUGGCCAGCCCAGCACUGGUGCAGGGCCACAGGGGCCAAGAGGCGGAGCCAGGCAGUUUGCCCCAGCCGGGAGGUAAGCUCCUCCUCGGUAACGUGCUCUUUGGACCAGUAGAGUCCGAUGCCCAUGGUGUGAGUACCCGCAAGAUUGAAAUGAUGCCGGAGCUGCGGCAGCUGCAACCCGCAUCCACGGGAUUGGGAGGCAAACGCCAGCAUGGAUGGCACUACACAUACACGCCACCUGGUGGACGCUAUUGUGGGCGGCGUAUUAAUGUCCCUAGGCGCCCGAGCCCCGUUAAUGAGUGUCAUGUCCUCAUGGUCAGCAACAGGCUGGCCACCCUACUGGGCAGAUUAGAGAUGGCCGACUGCACUUUAGGUCUGCUGGACCUGCACCACCCCCAACUAGAUGCCCCGCAACACGCAUGGCUAUUGGCCGCAGCAUCCGAGCUCACCAGAUGCACCGUAUGCAAUGCAUGUAUGACUGAAGAAAUGUGGGCAAAAGGCUUCGGCCCACAACUGGGCUGCCUGUGGCGCCUGCUGGAGCGAGUGGAAGAAAUGGUCAAGCUUUUGCGACCAACACACAUCAUUGCACAAUACCACAGUGGCUGGCAAGCAAGCAAUGUUGGGUGCACACGCACCCUGGAUAGCCCCCAGGGUGGGGCGAUGGGUGGAGUUCAGGCGGCCGGAACAAGGAGCAGGUUCAGCAACGGGACUGGUGGGGGGGAGGGCCGACAGGGCGGGGGCCGCCAAAACGGCACCCAAGCAGGGCGCGGCAGGCAAGGGCCCGCACCGUGGCAGGCGGCCCUAGACACAGUGAAAGAUGAGCUCCGGAGGUGUAACCAUCUGGCAGAGCUGUGCCAGGACAGCGACACCAUGUUCUGGACAGCCAAGUCCUUUCGUCCAGCAAUUUGCUGCAAUGUGGCACUCCUGGGGAGGCAAUGCCCGUAUGGCGGGGCCCCAGGCUGCAAACUCGUGCAUGACAACCUCCAGCAGACAGCAGGGUGCUUGGUGACUGAGUUGGCGGCAAAGAGACAGGCAGGGCCCAGAUUUGGCGGGGGCUAA